Messenger RNA from Dentiscutata heterogama, 215 nucleotides. The record is from the annotation of a GenBank genome assembly. Lineage: Eukaryota; Fungi; Glomeromycota; Glomeromycetes; Diversisporales; Gigasporaceae.
AAUUGCAAAAAACGCCUGAAAAUAUGCAAACAAAGCCACAACAUUUAAUUAAAGCGAUGGAUCUAGAUCCUUUGUUUCCAACUGGUGACAGUAAAUGUAACAAGCGAAAAUCAAAAACAACUAGAAAAUCAUUAAACAAAAAUGCAUCGCGUCGCGUCCGUCCGUCAAAGAAACAUUUUGAUGCAGGCGUUAAAGGUCCUACUAUUGAGUUUUGA